Messenger RNA from Cyclopterus lumpus (lumpfish), 1765 nucleotides. RefSeq names its product secernin 2 (gene scrn2). The transcript has 10 exons. Lineage: Eukaryota; Metazoa; Chordata; Actinopteri; Perciformes; Cyclopteridae. The coding region runs from base 393 to 1652 and encodes 419 amino acids. Gene Ontology annotation, molecular function: dipeptidase activity; cysteine-type exopeptidase activity. Gene Ontology annotation, biological process: proteolysis. The record is from RefSeq and is a predicted model, not a curated record.
GUUUGUGUGCAAGGGCAGACAGGAUGUGCGGUGCUUGUCAGCAUGCGCCAGGAGAUGAAAGGCCGGAGAGGGUGUGGAAGAAGCCGAGUGCCGUUCAGUUUCCCCGUGAACUGGAGUGAAUUGACGCAUUAUAACCGUGUUGGCUGGGAGGUUGCAGCCCUGACUAACUCGGCGGAGGAGAGGCAGACUCCUGGUGAGAAGCUACAUCACGAUGCAGGGGAGCUUUUCACAAGUGUGGACUGGACGUCUGCGUGAGACGGUGAGCGGUGCUUGUGGCCAGACGAGACGAGACCUUUAAGUACAUACCUUGGGAUUUCUCGGUCACGUGACCCGGUAACUCCAACCUGCCUUCUCACAGCCCGCCGCCCGCCUCUCACCAUUGAAUAAAAAGGAUGGCUGAGGUUCCCAUGUCAUGUGAUUGUUUUGUCUCUUUGCCUCCUGGCUCUCGCGAUGACCACGUUAUUUUUGCGAAGAACGCAGACCGUCCCCGAGAUGAGGUGCAAGAGGUGGCCCACUACCCUGCAGAAUCUCACCCUCCAGGCUGCAUGCUGGAGUGCACAUACAUCCAGAUCCCACAAGUGGAGCUGACCCACGCUGUCAUCCUCAGCAAACCUGCCUGGAUGUGGGGCGCUGAAAUGGGAGCCAAUGACCAGGGGGUCUGCAUCGGGAAUGAGGCCAUCUGGACCCGAGAGCCCAUCGGCUCCGGAGAGGCUCUGCUGGGCAUGGACUUUGUCAGACUUGGGUUGGAGCGUGGCGACAGUGCCUGGUCAGCGCUGACGGUGAUCACCAGCCUCCUGGAGCAGCAUGGCCAGGGGGGGCAGUGCAAGGAAGACACCGUGCCCUUCAGCUACCACAACACCUUCCUCCUGGUGGACCGUAACGAGGCCUGGGUCCUGGAAACUGCUGGAAGGCUGUGGGUGGCGCAGAAGGUCACAGAGGGUGUGAAGAACAUCUCCAACCAGCUGACCAUCGGGACGGAGGUGUCCGCAGAGCACCCAGAGCUGCGGCACGUGGCCCAGGCUCAGGGCUGGUGGAGCGGUGAGGGGGAGUUCAACUUCGCUCGGGUGUUCAGUCCCGAGAACCCGCCUGCCAGGAUGGAGCUGGCAAAACAGCGCUAUAAGGGAGGCACAGAGCUACUUCAGCAACAUGACGGCUCAGUGACAGCAGCUGUGAUGAUGUCCAUUCUGAGGGACAAGCCCAGUGGUAUCUGCAUGGAUUCUGGAGGUUUCUGCACCACAGGCAGCAUGGUAUCUGUCCUGCCCAGAGACACCAGCCAGCCCUGCAUCCACUUCUUCACUGCCACCCCAGAUCCCUCCCGGUCUAUAUUCAAGCCUUUUAUCUUCUCGGACUUUACUACUCCUGUGCUGAGGGUGGUCUCCCCACAGUUCGGCCUAGAUGACCCUGUGAGGAAGCAGCCUCGCUUUCAGAGCCAGGUGGACCGAAGACAUGACCUGUACAAGGCCCACCAGGUGGCGCUGAGCACCAUGGAGGCCAACCCGGACGAGGGUUCAGCUGUCUUUGAGAUUCUGAGGGAACUGGAGUCGCAGUGUCUGAGCGAGAUUUCAGCCAUGCUGAGUGGAGAGAUAUCAGGAGAAGAAUUGGGGGACUUGUUUUUUGAUUCCGUGGACACAGAAAUCAAGUUUUACCAGUGAGGAGCGCCCUCAGGUGGACAUCCCUAUUGCUAGCAGAGUUGCAGGAGAAGGCCUCGGUUAAUAAGACCCCAUGUUCCUCAUCUGAUCGGGCUCUGCCUCACUCACACAACACA